Molecule: messenger RNA, 1128 nt
Organism: Colletotrichum chrysophilum
Lineage: Eukaryota; Fungi; Ascomycota; Sordariomycetes; Glomerellales; Glomerellaceae
Exons: 2
Coding region: 1-1128 (375 amino acids)
Molecular function (GO): nucleotide binding
Source: RefSeq, a predicted model, not a curated record
AUGGCUCCAACCCGCGUCGGCAUAAUCGGCCUCUCAGCCAAAGCCCCCUCAUAUGCCCCCGGCACCUGGGCCUCAGCAUCCUUCCUCCCUUCCAUUCAAAACUCCCCCAAGUACACCAUCGUGGCCCUCUGCAACACCUCAACUGAGGCCGCUCGCCGCUCCAUUCAGUUCCACAAUCUUCCAGAAACCACCAAAGCCUACGGUGACCCUCAGGACCUGGCCAACGACCCCGAUGUCGACCUCGUCAUCGUCAGCGUCGUCGUAACCCACCACCUCAAACUUGCUCUUCCUGCUUUGCAGAAGAAGAAGGAAGUCUUUGUAGAGUGGCCCCUGGGCCAUUCCGCUGCGGAAGCAGAGCAGAUGGUAGAGCUGGCCAAGACGAAUGGACUGAGAACUAUUGUUGGCCUGCAGGCUCGUGCUGAUCCUUCCAUGAUCAAGUUGAGGGAGAUCAUCAACAGCGGAGAGAUUGGAGAGGUCAAGAAUACCACCGUCGUUGGCACACUUCCCGCCCUUCCUCCGCAAUUUUGGAUCGAGGGGAUGGAGCAGUUCCUCGACAUCAAAGGCGGAGCGGGCGCUUUCCACAUAGUCUUUGGACACUACUCCUUCACUCACAUCCUCGGCCCCUUCGACACCUCCAGCAUCAGCUCGAUGCUCAAGACAGACAACGACCACAUGCCAAUCUACAUCCCAGACCGAACCGCAAUCGCCAUCCCCUCGCACCCCAAGACCGCCCCGGACCACAUCCUCGUCCAGGGCAGCCUCCAGAGCGGCGCCCUGGCCACCGUCCAUUUCCGCACGACGCAGGCCUCCAUCGACGACGUCGGCAUCCGCUGGAUCAUCUCCGGCUCCAAGGGCGAGGUCGAAAUCACCUCGCCCUCGAGCAGCUGGCAGGGCUAUUUCCCGAACCGAAAGAUUAAGGUCAAGGUCUUUGGCGGGGAGACGCGGGACGUGGAUUUUGCUGCGGAUCUUGGGGCUGCGGCCGAGGUUGGACAGCGGGCUGUGAACACGGCUUUGGUCCUGGAUGCGUUUGCCAAGGGGAAGAAGGAAUUGUACGCUGACUUUGAGGCGGGCUUGCGCAACCAUAAGCUGCUGGAUGUGAUUCUGAAGAAGUCGAGCUUGGAGGUUUAG